GCUAGACCAGAGGAAUUAGAGAUGCUAAUAUUCAUUGGAGGAAGUUCCCACCUCCUUCUUUUUUGAUGAGCUGUGUUGAAAUUUAGACUCAAUUUUUAAAGUUUAAUUUAUUCCCCCCCCAAAAAAAAUUUGAGUUGAAUAGCAUUUCAGUUGCUUUGUUGCAAAAAAGGUACAUUUUUCCUGAAUGUACCAUAUUAAGAGUUAGUAAGCAAUCUUCCAUGGCACCUCCCUGCAAAAGAUUGAUGGUAGGGCAUAAAAAUAUGGAUUUCAUCAAAUCAUUCAAUGCCAAGGAAAUGAAUUCUGACAGAUACACGUCGUUAGUGGUCACUUUCUUACUUCAAACUUCCACUUGUUUGUUUGCAGAUUCUUCAACGGGACUUCCACGUUGAUGACCGCGACGGCCUGACAGAUAUGACCCUUCUCCACUAUGCCUGUAAGGCGGGCUGCGAUGGGGUUGGAGAGAGAGCCUCUGCCACCAAGCUUACGUCAUUGCUCCUGGAGUAUGGGGCCUCACCGGAGCUGAGAAGUCGAUGGACAGACAUGACAGCGCUUCACUACGCUGUUUUCUUUGACAUAGUGCCUAUUAUCAGACUCCUGCUGAAAUCAACUGAGUUCAAAGACCUUGAAUCCAGGUGUGGUGAGUUUGACAAUGGCACCCCUCUCCACAUUGCAGCGGCUAACGGCUGUCUGGAGUCAGUACGCUGUCUGCUGCAGCUGGGAGCAAACAGCCAUGCUAAGGAUACCCAGGGUCGCAUGGCUCUCCACUGUGUGCCGGACUCCAGUGACAUCAGCAGGCCCGGCUGGGAGGCCACAGCCGGUAAACUGCGGCAGCUGCUGCAUCCAGACUCACAGUUCACCCGGCCGAAGUACUCGCCGCAGAACUACGACGAUGUACCCAGCAAAGUGCUGCUGGCUUCCCUUGGAUUAGGGUUUGGCGACAGGGUGUACCUGGGUGACUCCAAGGCAGGCACGCUGCAGUUCUAUGGCACAACUCAGUUUGCUCCUGGAAUGUGGGCAGGGAUCGAGCUUGAUGAAGCGAUAGGGAAGCACAACGGAACAGUUGAAGGGGUGACCUACUUUGAGUGCCCUCAAAAGCACGGGAUCUUUGCACCUCUGUCCAAAGUGUCCAAGUUUGUGGUGAGCCCUCGUCCGAGUACGCCGAGGUCUGGCGGGGGAUGCACAGCCGCUGUUUAUCAUGGUAAAAUUGACGUCUCCCAUGUCUCACCCAAGGUUGAUACUGGGCUUCGAUCGCGAACAUUUUCUGCUGCUGGGAAGUUCGAGGACGUGUGUGUCGGUGACAGGGUCUCGAUAGCUGGUCAGGCACCUCGGCAUGGCAUUGUGCAAUAUAGUGGUUUUACACAAUUUGCUGCAGGUUGGUGGUAUGGAGUGGAGUUAGAUGGACCAGAAGGCAAGAAUGACGGCUCAGUCGCUGGCGUUCGUUAUUUCACCUGUAGGCCUCAAUAUGGGCUUUUUGCCCAGCCAUCAAAAGUUACAAGAUGCAAUAAUUCUCGGGAUAGUUCCAUCUCAAGCCAAGCUGUUGAGACAAAUGCUGCCGACAGAUGUUAAAUUCUCAAUGUUGCGAGGACAAGAAUUUUCCUUCGUUUAUGCAGUGGUCUGCAUGUGGUCAACUCGUGUUGAUAUUUUGUUAAGUACUGUUGCUAGCAAUGAACCAUCUAUGAUGAACAUUUCCAUAAUAUGGAGCAAAGGUUAGAUAUAUUCAAUUAUGCACAAAUUUAACUGAAAUAUUAAAUAGAAACUUUAAUAUUUUAUUCUGUUGCAAGUUCAUUCUGGUUUAGGAUUUCUGGUGUAUGUGAUUCAACUCCUAUAAAUUCCAAGAUGGAUCAACUCUUUGGCAUGCUUCCAAACUUAUUUUCCAUGACCAGCUCUGCUUUUUACUUUAAGUAGGCUGAACAGAACUGAAGAAAGGAGUUUAUUUUUAAGCAAUGGAACAGUUUGCUGUUCCUCAGGGUGCAUCGAUUCAGUCGUUAAAUUUCUACAAGUUUGAACCGGUCUCCUUUUGAAGUAAAUGUUACUUCAACAUUGUUGAUUCGAG
Messenger RNA from Acanthaster planci (crown-of-thorns starfish), 2053 nucleotides. RefSeq names its product CAP-Gly domain-containing linker protein 3-like. Lineage: Eukaryota; Metazoa; Echinodermata; Asteroidea; Valvatida; Acanthasteridae. Gene Ontology annotation, cellular component: cell cortex; nucleus; microtubule plus-end. Gene Ontology annotation, molecular function: microtubule plus-end binding. The record is from RefSeq and is a predicted model, not a curated record. Gene Ontology annotation, biological process: cytoplasmic microtubule organization.